AUGGGAGACCGCACUCUAUUCAUACCUCCACAUGUGGGAGACAAUGUGUUGCCAAAUCUUCCCUUUUUCCACAGACUAUUGCGUUAUGCGCAACGUAGGCCCUCGCCCAUUGUGAUUCGGGACUUGGUUGCCGGUGUGGAAAAGACAUACCAUCAUCUUGUUUCGGAUGUUCUAGCCUUUUGCAAGGCUUUAGAAGGAUCGCUCAGCAAUGGAGCUCGACGUGAUUUGAUUGCGGAUAAAGAGGUAUACAUUGGGUUGCUUGCACUGGGGGGCUAUGAAUACGCUGUCGGCUUCAUCGCAAUCCUCGGAAUCGGUGCAGCAGUUGUACCUAUGGCUGCCGCAUUGCCAGCAGAAGAAGCCUCGUAUUUCUUAUUGAAAGCGCAAUGUGUAGCUCUGGUAGCUAGCACAACCAGCGAAAACAACGCCCAGUCCGUACUCAGGUAUAUGAGAGAAAGCAAAGGCGUGCACAUCCCAUGUAUAUCCCCAAUUGCAUCUUAUUUCCGCCCCACGCUUCUUCCCUCAGAUGAAGCGACCAUCUCCUCUGGCCCGGUUCCAGACAUGAACGCGGCAGCACUGGUGAUCUUCACUUCCGGCACGACAGGGCCCCCCAAGGGCGCGGUGCAGCGUCGCAGUUAUAUCUCUGGGAAUGGGGAGGCCGACGCAGCCUACUAUCAAAUCACAGACAAAGACACAGUCCUCCAUGUCCUUCCAGUGCAUCAUGCCUCUGGUGUGGGUUUGACUUUCCUCCCGUUCCUCGCAGCUGGUGCGUGUAUCGAGUUCCGCAGUGGCAGCUUCGAUACAGCGUGGACGUGGGAGCGCUGGAGACAAGGAGGUCUUACCUUUUUCUCUGGAGUUCCCACUAUAUACAUGCGUAUGAUGCGUUAUUAUGAAGAGAACAUUGCACACCAAGCUCCAGAGAUAAGGGACCAGUAUAUCGCUGGUGCGCGUCAAAUUAGAGCAAUGCUAUGUGGUACUUCGGCACUUCCAGGGCCUGUACAAGAGUUCUGGCACAGAAUCAGGAACACGCCAAUUCUCACCCGAUAUGGUGCAACGGAGUUUGGUGCAGUCAUCAAAACUGAACUUGAUUCCGAUGGAACGCCGCAAAACAGUGUUGGCUGUGUUGCUGAGGCGAUCUCACUCAAGCUUACUGAUGAAGGUCAGAUAUUAGUAAAGUGCCCUUAUAUGUUUUCCAAGCAAGUCGAAUGCCCUUUCGAGGAGUCAUGGCUUUCCAUCUUCUUACAUAUUCUCAACAGGUACCUCUUCGACGAAAAGGCAACGGCGGAUGCCCACGACGCCGAGGGAUACUUUAAAACGGGAGAUAUUGCCCGCCGCGAAGGAAAAUAUUAUUUUAUUCUAGGCCGUGCCUCAAUCGACAUCAUCAAGUCAGGUGGCUACAAGAUCUCCGCAUUAGAUAUUGAGCGUGAGAUCCUGGGGCUCGACUAUGUUUCAGAGGUCAUGGUUGUGGGCGUUGAAGAUGAGGAGUUUGGUCAACGAGUUGCUGCUACUGUCAGUCUCAAACAAGAUCAAAACACGACACGUAAGAGCCUCACAAUCGCCGAGCUGCGGGAAGAUCUGCGGGAUAGAAUGGCUGGGUAUAAGAUGCCGACUAUCCUCCGUGUGGUUCAAGCUGAAUUGCCCAAGUCGGGGACGGGAAAGGUGCAGAAGAAGAUAUUGGGACCGCAGUUCUUUCCGCUUAACUAUCGAGAAUUACCUGAGGUACAAGUAUGGAGCAUGGAGAAAGCUAGGCUAUAA
Penicillium vulpinum is the source of this 1752-nucleotide messenger RNA. RefSeq lists its product as uncharacterized. Gene Ontology annotation, biological process: fatty acid metabolic process. Lineage: Eukaryota; Fungi; Ascomycota; Eurotiomycetes; Eurotiales; Aspergillaceae. The transcript has 2 exons. Bases 1 to 1752 code for a protein of 583 amino acids. Gene Ontology annotation, molecular function: medium-chain fatty acid-CoA ligase activity. The record is from RefSeq and is a predicted model, not a curated record.